ACAUAUUUGGAUGAAGAAGGCUCUUCCUGUCAAUUAAACAAAAUAUUCUUGUGUGACAUGAGAGGGAAUAAUGUUGUAGACAUCAAAGAGAGGUGUGAAGCAGUGUGGCAAUUAAAGCUGGAUACAUUGAAAGCAAUCCAAGAUUUUGGGGAAAAAAAAUGUAAGUUUUGAUAGACUCACUUAUACUACUGACUUAUAGAUUCUCAGAAUAAAAUGUGAUGUUUGUUAGUAUAACAGCCGAUGUGAUUGCAUUGAUUUAUUCACUAAUGAAUUGUGUUGCAAGUGAGUAAUUCUUGCAUAUUUUUCUAGUUGUUAAGCAGCUUUAUCAGUUUUUUUAAACUAUUAGCCAUGGACAGUUUUAGCACUAACAAUGGAAUCUGAAUACGUGUAAAAUAAAGCAUAAGCCAGGCACAAUUACCAAAACAAAGAUAGAUGUUUUUCGACUAAGGAAAUAUGUGGAUCAUUUUAAUCAACAGUUUUUAUUUCCUUUGUUGGCCCCAUUCAAGGCUUUUGAUAAAAUGUGACGGAGAAGCGUUCGAAUUUUAAUUCUCAAACAUUAUGAAACAACUUUAAUUCUCACAUUUAUGGAACUAUCUAAAUUAAAAUAUCUUGCAUGGUUUUAAUACAAUGAACCAGUAGCUUAGCUAAUGUUAGUGCAUCCCAGGACGGCACAAGAUUUUUUAAGCCCAAUAGUUGUUUGAAAAUGCCGCCCCUUUAUAUAAAGGCACAAUUGUAGCCUGGACAGAUUGCCCCUUAACACCCUUCCUAUGUCCCUUUCAUGAAAUGACUUUUUAAAAUAUUUAUAGCUUAAAUGUAAUUCCUUAAUAAUAAUAUAUUAUUCUUCCCCUAUACUUUUGACUGGAAUAUUUUAGACAACUAAAACCUUAUUGCGUUAUUCAUAUAUAUAUAUAUAUGGCGAUAUUUUUGUACAGAUGAAAAAAGUUUUGCCAAGACAAGAAAACAGAAGCAUGAAAUCUCAAAAUUUGGACCAGUCAAAGUUGAUGUGAAGAAGAAUAAAAUUACCAAAUCUGAUGUAAGAAUCAUUUCUGAUGCGUGACUGCAUAAUCUUUUAGGAAUAUAAAAAUUGAAUUAGAUCUUAAUUUAACUUUGCACAGCAUGUUCAUAGAUCAUUAAAAACUGCAUUUUUCCCCCAAGACCGACGCAAUUGUUAUUACAAUAACUGGAGGCCUGGAGUUGAGAAAGGGGAAAAUAGGCAAGGAUGUCCUGCAAUAUGGAGGAGCUUCGAUUCAAGAUGAGUUACGGAACAAGUAUGUUUUGUAAGGCAAUAAUUGAAGAAUUAAUAUAAAUUUGGGUUGAGGCUACAUGUAACUGAUAUUGAUUUUUCAUUUCAUUUUAAAAGAUUUUGAUAGGCCCAACAAUAAAAAUAAAACACUUUCCUAGCUCAUCUAGUAGCCUACUAGUCCUACCACAUUUUCUUUCCUCAAAAUAAUGUACACCCACGCCUUGAAACAUAAUAAACUUAUCUCCCUCCCAUAUUGCACAUUGCCGUCAUGAAGACUACUCUUCUUGGUCUUCACAUAACAGGUAUGCUUCAAGAAUUCAGUCUUGGGAAUUCGCUGAAACAAAAUCUGGCAACUUAAAAUGUAAGCUUAUCAUGCAUGCUUGCUUAUCCUGCUACCAUGGAAAAAAAACUGAGGUAAAGAUACAUAAAGAAUUUGUGAUUAAAUUUGUAAGAUAUCAUUCCUUUUCAUUUUAGAAUGUCAAAAUUAAUUUAUAAAUGCAUCAUUACAGAUUUAAGUUAAAGUUUGGCAGGUACAGCUGAUUUAGUGAUUGUUAUAUUUGGGCCAUGUGCAUUGCUUACUCCAAAUGCACUAAGUCAAUUAGUAUUUCAGGGAAUGGGAUUAUGCACUAAGUCAUUCAGGGAAGGGGACUAGACUUUUCCACUAUUGUGAAUGUGGCUUAAUGGUUAAGGGUUGUAUCAAAUGUGUGAGCAAGCAACAUUUAUGGCAGAUAUCUAUUUGUAUUCUUUACCAUCUGUCAUACAACAAGAACUUUGUAAAAAAAAAAAAAAAUCUCUUUUGAUAUUUACAAAUCCUUCUGAAUUGUUUACUUGAUUAAUAAUUUAUGUCGUAAAUUUUAAGCAUCACUGACGGUAAUAAGUUUGCAGCUUCAUCUGAGACUUUAAAAAAACAAAAUCAAUCCUAUUUUAAUCUAGAAGUUAUUUAUAAAAUCCCAGAAAACAUACUAAAAUUAUUUGAAAAGCUUAGUGGUUGGAGAGGCUGAGUCUUAAUUACAACUUAUGGCAUCUACAAAAUGUAUAUGGUGCAAUGAUGAGAGGGAUGAACAUUAUUUUGAAUAUGCAGUAGUGUCUGAUGAGUUGAAGCUAGCUGAUCAAGAAAACUUAAGUAACAUUUUGGCUUUUUUAAAAAAUUUUGUGGCAACUUAAUUUUUUCAAAAAAAAUUAUUGUAUGCGUUAAAAUAUGUGUUAUCAUAACCAACAACAAAAUAAUGAAACUGAUAUUCUAGACUGUUGAAAUUAUGUCUUACAUAUUUCUGAUGUAUGAUUUUUAAUACUUUUAUUUUUUUUUAUUCUUAUCAUGUUGGAAAUUAUUUCAACCUUACAAAUAUACAGAUUAACUCUUAACAUUAACAGUAUUCACGUUUUUUUAAGUUACUUUUUGAUGAGUUGCAAAUUACCCAUAAAUAAUAUAUAUAUUAAAAAAUAGUAUCUUGUUGAAACUAUACUAGCAGAUUUCUCAAAAAAAAAUAUUUUUCUAAUCCUACAGCUGGUUUGCUUAGUGUACAAACUACUGAAAAGAGCCAAUGAUCUUAACUUAAGGUCAAUCUCACUUCCUGCACUGGGUACUGGUGGC
Lymnaea stagnalis (great pond snail) is the source of this 2834-nucleotide messenger RNA. The record is from the annotation of a GenBank genome assembly. Lineage: Eukaryota; Metazoa; Mollusca; Gastropoda; Lymnaeidae.